AUGUCCAACGAUCUCCCAGUUAACGGUAACGUCGAGCGCUCAGCGCUCUCACCUCAAUUCCUCGUCAAGGCCGGUUUGGCAAGAAUGCUCAAGGGAGGAGUCAUCAUGGACGUUGUCAAUGCUGAGCAGGCCAGAAUCGCUGAGGAGGCUGGUGCUGUCGCCGUUAUGGCGCUUGAGCGUGUCCCCGCUGACAUCCGUGCGGAGGGUGGCGUCUCGAGAAUGUCCGACCCCAAGAUGAUCAAGGAGAUCAUGGAGGCCGUGACCAUUCCCGUGAUGGCCAAGGCGAGAAUUGGCCACUUUGUUGAGUGCCAGAUCCUCGAGGCCAUUGGUGUCGACUACAUUGACGAGUCCGAGGUCUUGACCCCCGCCGACAACGUUCACCACGUCGUCAAGCACAACUUCAAGUCUCCCUUCGUCUGUGGAUGUCGUAACCUUGGAGAGGCUCUCCGCCGUAUCUCUGAGGGUGCCGCCAUGAUCCGUACCAAGGGUGAAGCCGGUACCGGUGAUGUCGUCGAGGCCGUCAAGCACAUGCGCACCGUUACCAACGAGAUCCGCAAGGCCGGUGCCCUCUCUGACGAGGAGCUCUACGUCAUGGCCAAGGAGAUUGGUGCUCCCUUCGAUCUCUUGAAGGAGACCGCCCGUCUUGGCCGUCUCCCCGUUGUCAACUUCGCUGCCGGAGGUGUUGCGACCCCCGCCGACGCUGCUCUCAUGAUGCAGUUGGGAUGUGACGGUGUUUUCGUUGGAUCUGGUAUCUUCAAGAGCGGAAACGCAUCUGUCAGGGCCAAGGCCAUUGUCCAGGCCGUUACCCACUUCAACGACCCCAAGGUCCUUGCUGAGGUGUCCACUGAUCUCGGAGAGGCCAUGGUCGGACUCAACGUUGAGAAGCUCCCUGGAGGUGAGAGGAUGGCAAAGAGGGGAUGGUAA
This is a messenger RNA of Morchella importuna, 924 nucleotides long. RefSeq lists its product as uncharacterized. Gene Ontology annotation, molecular function: amine-lyase activity. Gene Ontology annotation, biological process: pyridoxal 5'-phosphate biosynthetic process; pyridoxine biosynthetic process; amino acid metabolic process. NCBI's taxonomy places the organism in Eukaryota, Fungi, Ascomycota, Pezizomycetes, Pezizales, Morchellaceae. The transcript is spliced from 4 exons. The record is from RefSeq and is a predicted model, not a curated record. The coding region runs from base 1 to 924 and encodes 307 amino acids.